Molecule: messenger RNA, 2078 nt
Organism: Daucus carota subsp. sativus
Lineage: Eukaryota; Viridiplantae; Streptophyta; Magnoliopsida; Apiales; Apiaceae
Product: BTB/POZ domain-containing protein At2g04740
Exons: 5
Coding region: 131-1849 (572 amino acids)
Cellular component (GO): ubiquitin ligase complex; cytoplasm
Molecular function (GO): protein binding
Source: RefSeq, a predicted model, not a curated record
UAUAUCGAUCUCACACUCAUCACUGGUUUACAUUUCCACUGGGCUCAUCCCCCGCUCCCCCAACACAAACCUUAACAAAAAUCCCUAACCUCAAAACAACCUUAAAUCCGUGUCUUAAUCCUAAUUAACCAUGUACAACACAACCAUGUCCGACCUCGACAACAUCGCGCUCGACCCCUCCGACUUCUCCGCCUGCCUCCCCCUCAAAAAGGUCCCCCACGGCGACGUUUUCGAGGCCUCCCGCGCCGGUGACGUCACCCGCCUCAAACACCUCAUCGACAGGGGCAUAAACGUAAAUUCACGCGACCAGUGGGACUCCUGCGCCCUCUACUACGCCUGCUUGGCGGGGCAUCUAGAAGCUGCUAGAAUGUUACUGGAACACGGAGCUAUCUGCGAUGAACACACUUUUGAUGGCGACAGGUGUCAUUAUGCGGCGUUGAAUUUGAAGGUGAGGAAGCUGUUGAAGGCUUUCGAGGCCAGGCCGCCGCCUCUGGGGCCGUUACAAGGGGCUUUGAGGGAUGUUUUCCUCGGCUGUGUCGCGAAUUCGGGGAAUUUGGAUCACUUGAAUGCACUAUCCAAUCCUGCAGGUAACUCUUUCGAUGGAGGACCAUGUUCUACCUAUUUUAAACCAGAUGUUGUAUUUUAUGUGCAAGGUAGAUCUAUUGAAGCUCAUAGAGUCAUUUUGAGUGCUCGGUCACCCUUCUUUAAGAAAAAAUUUGAGACCGACUGGAAAGACCGGACUGAAAUUAGAUUAUCCAGAGAGAAGUUAUCUUACUCCGCUCUGUAUUGUCUCAUCCAUUUCUUUUACUCUGAUAGACUUGAAAUUGCCGUUGAUGAAAUGGAGGAUCUUGUGAGAAUUUGCAAAGUUUGCAGGUGUGAAUCAUUGAAACGCGUGCUUGAAAAGGAAUUGUCACAUCAAAAGUAUGCAGAGUACAAAGCACUGGGAGAUGUAGACAAUUCCCAGAAGCGAUUUAUCAUGCAGGGCCUUUCCCUUCCCGAGGAAGACCGACUUCCUGCUGCAUUGCAACGAAUACUUGAAGUUUCACUUGCCAAUUCAACUGAAGAACAAAAUGUAAAUUCCAUUAAUGGACUUUCUUCUCAAGUGACCUCAAUGCAGAUGAGCUUUGAGGAAGAUCUUGCAGAUAUAUGUAUUAAAGUCGACAAAAAAUUGUUCCGUUGCCAUCAAGUGGUCUUGGCAUCUCGGUCAGAAUAUUUCAAAGCAAGAUUAUCACGUAUGAAGGAUUUUCUUGAAGGAAAAGGCGGUUUACCUGAUUUUACACUUCCAUUCCUUGAGGAACAUGAUUUGAGCAUAGAAGCUUUUGAGAAGAUGAUCGAGUAUAUGUACACUGACACUUUAAAGGAUAUAGACCCAGACCAGGCUGAAGAAAUGUUUGAUGCUGCUUCAAGAUAUUUAUUAUUUCCUCUCAAGCGUGCUGUAGCUGAUGUAUUGCUUCCACACCUGGAAAUGGCUCCACCAGCUGAGUUAUGUCAUUGGCUGAUGUUGGCUGACAUGUAUGGUGUUUUGAAGAUCCGGGAGUAUUGUUUAGAUAUAAUGGCAUAUAAUUUUGAAACGUUUGCUGAUUCCCAAGAAUUCCGGGCAUUGCUUUUAACUCUCCCACCACCUUCAGGAGAUUCCUCACUUCGAACCACUGUUCCGAGUGCUCCAGGAGCUGAAGCAACUAUGGACGGAGGGAAUAUUCUUGAUGAUUUGAGAGAAAAAUGGCUUGAAGCUGAAGCUGCUGAACUUGACAAAAGAGAUGAGAGUGCAUUAAUUUUUGACAAGCGGCUGGAGAUGCUGAUGAUUGUCGCAAAACGAGAAAAGUCCGUUAAUCACAAUGGUGAUAAUUAGAAAGCAUCUGUAUAUGUACUUGGAUCAAUCGUUACACCACAAAAUGAACAAUUCUUUUCCCCUCCUCAACUAGUACCUUGCUGUUGUAUUCUUACAAAUUCUUGAGUCUACAAAAGUUAUUACAAGGAUGCACACGAUAAAUCCAAUUUCUUCUCUGUAACAUAUAAUCCAUAUAAUGUACAUUUUUGUUUUUUGUCAUAUUCCAUAUAAUGUGAUAUAGUUCUAUUCA